Molecule: messenger RNA, 1085 nt
Organism: Myxozyma melibiosi
Lineage: Eukaryota; Fungi; Ascomycota; Lipomycetes; Lipomycetales; Lipomycetaceae
Exons: 3
Coding region: 459-686 (75 amino acids)
Biological process (GO): translation
Cellular component (GO): mitochondrion
Source: RefSeq, a predicted model, not a curated record
GCUGGGUGUACUUUUAAUGCCUACAAUUGAUAUGCUUUUGUAUCAGGAUUGAUGGUAAGUGUAGAUUAUUGGGUCUGUUUGCCUAUUAUGAUUGUUGGUUUGAUUGUAACGGUGAUAAGCUGUCUUGAAUAAAUGCUGGCAUGUGCUAUCUCGUAGACCUCAGCGCUGCAAUAUUUACUUCACCUCCUCGGCCACUACACACAACAGACAGCAAGUAUCCUCUUCAACUUCCACGCAUGUCCAGUCUGUCAACCCAAUCGUCCUAUUCUCUCACCAGCAGUGUAUCCCCCUCAAUCAAGAGCACUACAUAGCAACCAUCACAUAACCCCUUACAUAAUCAAAUAAACUUUCUAGACCACAAAUCUUCGGGAAACCAAUUUUGUCUCUGACUCGGGAUACACCAUCUUCUUUCCACCACCCCGCGACUUUUGUGAUUUCUUUUAUCCACGAGUGCAAGAAUGGCUAAAGCAAAAGGAAGAAAACAAACAACGCUCAUCACCCUCGUGUCAAGCGCGCUGACGGGCAUGAAGCGGUCGAUGCUAAUCCGACGAACUGCGCUGCCUGUGCGGAUGAUGCGGUAUGAUCCUACCGCGAAACGACAUGUUCUCUUUACUGAAUCCAAGCGACGACGAGCACCGCCCAAUCUGCAAUUCGGCUUUGGUCGCAAACUCGAGAAAGAUAAAUAGUCAUCUCUAUUCCACUAUCACCAAUCAACCAGACGCUGUCUGAGAAACAGAAGACGAGAGAAAGGAGAAAGUUUUGCUUGGGAUACGAGAAUGUUGAGGAAGAAGGCUACUACUGAACGAGACAUGUACAUACACACGGUUUACCACUUCCCGACGACGAAAGAAGACAACUUCUCUUUACUCACGACGGAUUUGUAUAAUAAUGAAUGAUUCAACCACUUACAUUACAACCCACACCAUUGACGCCGAGAAAUCAUUUGUAUUAGACAACCAUAUCCUUAUUUUCUCUUCUCAUAAAAAUGACAAUCGACACCUGAAACGUCAGACAUAACUGACGCACCAAGCAGCAAGAAACAAAGAAAACAAAAACGUAUAUACAUUCUUUUUCUUUUACUUAUC